This is a messenger RNA of Aegilops tauschii subsp. strangulata, 1521 nucleotides long. Its product is annotated as protein FAR1-RELATED SEQUENCE 5-like. Gene Ontology annotation, biological process: regulation of DNA-templated transcription. Lineage: Eukaryota; Viridiplantae; Streptophyta; Magnoliopsida; Poales; Poaceae. The record is from RefSeq and is a predicted model, not a curated record. Gene Ontology annotation, molecular function: zinc ion binding.
AUGCAGUACAUCACUUUGCUGCACUAUCGCGACAUAUCAACGACUAAUAUGGUGGGCUUGCUUGGAGAUGCACGGUAUUGCGAUCCAAGGAGUUUGCCGUAUGUGAAGACUGAUGUGACAAAUGCAAGAGCAAAGCUGCGAAGGGGCCUGUCAGAGCGUGAUUUUGAGCUGACAAUUGAGUACUUUGAGAGAAGACAAGUGGAGAAUCCCAACUUCUUUUUGUCGAAGCUCGAAGAAGAUGGAGCUGUUAGGGCGCUUUUCUGGGUUGAUGGGAGAACAAGGGCCUUGUAUCCAAAGUACAAAGAUUGUGUGUUUUUCGACACAACAUUCUGCACAAAUCGCUACAACUUGCCCUUUGCUCCGAUUGUUGGCAUUAACAACCACACACACACUGUUUGCUUGGGGUGUGCUUUGUUGCCUGAUGAGACCAUCAAAACUUUCAAGUGGGUCUUCCAGCAAUGGAUGUUGGCAAUGAAUACCAAGCAUCUGUUGAACAUUAUGACUGAUCAAGACCAGGCAAUGGCUACAGCCAUCUCAAUGGUAUUUCCAGAUUCAACACACAGAUGUUGCAAGUGGCACAUCUUCCGGGUUGCAAGGACAAAACUAGGGAAGAUGUUGGGCAAGGAUGAGCCUUUUGCUGAAGCAUUCUAUGGUUGCAUCAAUGGUUCAGAUACCGUUGAGGAGUUUGAAGAACGAUGGAAGCAGAUGGUCGAGUUAUUUGGAACAACCGGGCGGUCUGAGGGCUUGAAUUUCUACUUCAAGACUUUAAAUCAUCAUGGAGACUCGGUUUGCCCAUUUGUGCAACAGUUUGAGCUUUGCCAGGAGCUAAUGCUUGAUCGUGAAGACAAUGCUGGCUUCAUUAAUGAAGCGAUGAGGCCGCCACUCUGGGGAAAUUACAACAUUGAAAAGCAGGUUGUAGAUUUCUAUACCAGAGAGGUAUUUUCCAAGUUCCAAAAACUAUUGGCUAAAUCAACAGACUAUGGGCUGCAAUAUCAGCUGCAAGGGGAUGUCAUCUGGUUUCGCCUUGUUGCAAAUAAUGGCGUCAACCCUAAAUUGUACACGGUGCGUGUUGCCCCUGAAGAUCAGACAUACAUGUGCAGCUGCAACAUGUUUGAGAUGUGUGGGCAGAUCUGCCCACAUAUCAUCCGUGUCAUGGUGCACUUGAACGUGCAAACGGUACCUGUGACUUACAUGCUUCCAAGAUGGUCUAAGAGAGCAACCGACCUUGCGCCUGAACCGGGAGAUGGGCAUAGAGCUAUGCAUUUCAGCGUCCCCACGACAAACUCCCUAAAGUUUAACUCUCUCUGCUGGAAGUUUGGGAAACUCACUUCUGAUGCAUGCUUCAGUGAUGAAGCUUAUAGUUUUGUCUCUGGGCUAAUUGAUCAGGGCAGUGUUGGGGUUGCUAUAAUAAAAGCUCGAGCAACUGAUGGGGUUGCAGGAGACGAAGAAGCCCAAGGUCAUGCAGCAAAUGAACAAGUCUCAGGGGGUCCAAGUACAGGGCAGCGGAUCCACCCCCCGUAG